Pogoniulus pusillus (Red-fronted tinkerbird) is the source of this 1562-nucleotide messenger RNA. It is a transcript of the gene ZNF541, whose product is annotated as zinc finger protein 541. Gene Ontology annotation, cellular component: histone deacetylase complex; transcription regulator complex. The transcript is spliced from 11 exons. Gene Ontology annotation, biological process: negative regulation of DNA-templated transcription; regulation of transcription by RNA polymerase II. NCBI's taxonomy places the organism in Eukaryota, Metazoa, Chordata, Aves, Piciformes, Lybiidae. The annotation marks the transcript as partial. The record is from RefSeq and is a predicted model, not a curated record. Gene Ontology annotation, molecular function: transcription corepressor activity.
AGCCAGUGGCUCCUGCAGCGCCGUGCCCCGAGGAGGUCGCAGCAAGAGGAGGAGGAGGAGGAGGAGGGGAAGGAGGAAGCUCGGAGCAGCCACGUCCUGACCCAUCGACCUGCCAAGCCCUUCCCCUGCCCCGCAGCCUCCUGCGGGCAGAGCUACUGCAGCCCUCGCUCCCUGCGGCGCCACCUGCGGCUGCGCCACGGCUCCGGUGCCACCCGACCCGCCCAGACGGCCCCGGCACCGCCCCCGGGCACCUCCUGCCCACCCGCACCGGCCCGCGGCGGGGCUCCCCCUACACCCCCCCCCCCGAUGCUGAGCCCCCUGCGGGAGGGGCCUGGCCUCUUCUGCAGCCCCCUGGGGCCUGCUGCUGCUGCUGCUGCUGCUGCUGCUGCUGCUGCUGGAGACCCUGACUGGCUCCUUGGCACUGUGAGAGGCAGAGUGGACACAGCCCUGGGGCUCUGCCUGCUGAGAGACCCCCCCAGGCUCAGCGUGCCCCCGAGGAUCAACGUUGGGAGCUGCUUCCAGGCUGAGGUGCCCAAGCUCCAGGAUCGAUCCUGUCUGGAGGAGGAGGAGGAGGAGCCUUCAGCCUCGCUGGUCUGGAAGCCCUGGGGGGACCUGGCAAGCAACCCAGAGACACAGAGCAGAGUGACAGAGCUGCUCAACAUGGCCUGCUCCAGUGCCAUGCCCGGGGGUGGAACCAACCUGGAGCUGGCUCUGCACUGCCUGCACCGGGCAGGAGGGGACAUCCUGGGAGCUCUGCAGCUGCUGCUCUUCGGUGCCCCCCCGGAGCCUCCCUCCCACCCAUUGGCCAACUACCGCUACGCAGGCUCUGACCUGUGGACACCUCUGGAGGUGAAGCUCUUCCAGAAAGCCUUUGGUGCCCACAAGAAGGACUUUGCCCUCAUCCAGAAGGAGAUCCAGACCAAAUCCGUGGCUCAGUGUGUGGAAUUCUACUACAUCUGGAAAAAAAAAGCCAAGUUUGGCUCUGAAGUGCCCAGGAAAAAGCUCAGGAGAGACCAGAGGGAGGUGGAAGAGGCUGGAGAGAAGGCCUUUCCCAGCCCAAAGUGUUGCCUCUCGCCCAAAGGAGCCUCCAGGGUGAGGCCAAAGGAGGCCAGAAAGGGGCCUGAAGGGGUCACCCACCCCUCCUGGGAGCUCAGCACUGGGAGCUUUGCCUGCAGGCAGUGUCCCAGAGUCUUCUCCAAGGUCAAGGGUCUCAAUGCCCACAUGAAGAUCCAUCGCCCCCAGGAGCCCCUGCAGCUGCAGUGGCCUUGGCAGCAGCUCCAGCAGCAGCUGGAGGUGGGCAAGAAGCCAACCUCUGCCUGCUGGUGACUGGCACCCAGGCACCUGAGGGGGUCCUGAUGGUCCUCCAAAGCCCACCUGGAGCUGCUGGAGGUGACAGCAGGCAGGUGGCAGCUCCCCAGCACCCUUCAGGUGGGGCUUAGAGACCUCCAGAGCUCCUCAGGCCUUCAGCCUCCACCCAGCUUGGAGCUCCCCUCCUCAGCUUCCCUCAGGUUCUCCAACAUCCAAGUUCUGACCCAAAGUCAUUAAAGUGGUUCCAAGCCCAA